AAACAGUUGACGAGUUGCUUUCAUGCCCAACGGACGUUGCAGAAAGCGAAGAGAACUGAACUGAACUGAACGAAAGUAAAGCGAAAUGACAGACAGAAUCAACAGCUAGCUAAUAAUACAACAACACAAUACAUUAUAAACUAUAAUAGAAUUAAAUUAAUUCGCUUUGCUUGGCAACAACAAUUCAACUACACCAUAUUUCGCGAUUCGUCUUCUCUUCUACGGUUCGCGCAUUGAAAGCAAGUUAUGUGAUAAGCAAUUUAUGCGUGUGCUUUUUUCGCAGUGAAUUUAUCCUGCGUAUUUGUGCGUGUCUAAACGUGUGUGAGUGCGUACGGUAGUGUUAGUGUUUGUGUGUGAGCGCCAAUAACUGCGCAGGACGCGACGGGAAAAGCUCCUUUAUCAGUGAAGAGCUGCUACACAGCAGCCUGUUUGUAAUCAGACACAUCAAGACAAGGUCAAGAAAACAGCUGGCACGAUACAAAAUUCAAAAUAGAAACCAUUCUAUAAACACGAUUCGGUUUGUGAAAGGAAUUGAAUUAUAAUUGGCUUAAUUUAUUAAAAAUAAAAGAACAACGUAAUUGCGUAUAAUUUUUUUAUUUGACGACGACGCAACAAAGAGCACAAGCAACAAAAUGUCUUCCAUGGCUGCAUUUGAUCAAAUCAAAAUUGGACUCAAAAUGGUCGACUUCAAGGUCCAACAGCGUCGUUAUCGCACAAGCGAAAAGACUGUCGUCAGCACCACAUAUGGUCCCAUCAAGGGGGUCAAACGCAAGUCCAUCUAUGGGCAAUCCUACUUCAGUUUCGAGAAAAUACCCUUCGCCAAGCCGCCCAUCGGUGAGUUGCGCUACAAGGCGCCGCAGCCGCCAGAGAUUUGGACUGAAGUCAAGAGCUGUACCUCUCAGGGCCCGAAGCCACUGCAGAAGCACUUUGUAUUCGAGAUGACAGAUGGUUCCGAGGAUUGCCUCUAUCUGAAUGUCUACACAAAGAAUUUAUAUCCCACAAAACCCAUGCCUGUGAUGGUCUGGAUUUAUGGCGGUGGCUUUCAGUUUGGCGAGGCCUCAAGAGAAUGCUACAGUCCCGAUUACCUGCUUCGCGAGGAUGUCGUUGUCAUCUCAAUCAACUAUCGCCUCGGUCCACUAGGUUUCCUUUGCCUCGAGGAUCGCGAAUUCGAUGUACCCGGCAAUGCAGGACUCAAAGAUCAAGUGCUGGCUCUGCGUUGGGUCAAGGCCAACUGCUCGCGCUUUGGCGGCGACUCCAGCAACAUCACGAUCUUCGGGGACAGUGCAGGCAGUGCCUCGGUGCAUUAUAUGAUGAUCACGGAACAGACGCGCGGUCUUUUUCACAAGGCCAUCUGCAUGUCCGGGAACACGCUCUCGCCGUGGGCCGUAACACCGCAGCGCAAUUGGCCCUAUCGCUUGGCUGUCCAGGCUGGCUACACGGGCGACAAUGUGGAACGUGAGGUGUGGGAGUUCUUGAAGAAUGCCAAGGGUUCGGAUAUCAUCAAGGCGAACGGCGAACUGUGCAUCGAUGAAGAGAAGAAGGAGCGCAUUGGCUUCUCCUUUGGACCCGUGAUUGAACCCUACGAAACCAGCCAUUGUGUGGUGCCCACCAAGCCUAUUGUCAUGAUGCGAACUGCCUGGAGCAAUAGCAUACCUCUGAUACUGGGUGGUGUCUCGAACGAGGGGCUGCUGCUCUACUCGGAGACAAAAUCGAAUCCCAAAUGCCUCAACGAGCUCGACGACUGUCGCUUCGUGGUGCCCAUCGAGCUGGGCAUGGAUCGGGAGAGUGCGUUGUGCAAGGAAUACGGCGAGCAGCUGAGGCAGUGCUACUAUGGCGAUAAGACGCCCAGUCUGGACACGUUACACGAGUACCUGCAGAUGGUCUCGCACGAGUAUUUCUGGUUCCCCAUCUAUCGCACAGUAUUGUCGCGCAUGGAGCACGCACCUGGCGCACCCACCUAUCUGUAUCGCUUUGACUUUGACUCGAAGCACUUUAAUCAUCUGCGCAUUCUCAGCUGCGGCAAGAAGGUGCGCGGCACCUGCCACGGCGACGAUCUCUCCUAUCUCUUCUACAAUUCGCUGGCGCGCAAACUGAAGAACCACACAAGGGAAUACAAGUGUAUCGAGCGACUCGUAGGCUUGUGGACGCACUUUGCCACCUUUGGCAAUCCGAAUUUCGAUCCCGAUCAGUCUGAGCUGUGGCAGCCCGUCUCUGGUGCGGCGCUCGAGAAGCAUCAGCUGAAGUGCCUUAAUAUAUCCGACGAUCUCAAGAUCAUCGAUGUGCCCGAUCUGCGCAAAUUGAUGGUCUGGGAGAGCUUCUUUCGCCGCGACGAGCUGCUCGUCUCUAAGAUCAUGUUGAAAUCCACUAUUGAUACAUUUCAAUGGAAUACUGAAUAUAUUUCAAAUAAAAAAAAGGAAACUGAACAAAAACUGUCAUUUAUUAUUGGCUACUUUGCCAAUGUUAUCAGUACAAUAAUAAUAAUGACGGCGAGGAAAAUUGUGUUUGUGUUAACAAAACUGAAUUUGAUUAAGAGACGAGCACCUGGUGUUUUUACGAAUUAUGAUUAUUUACAACAGGUACUCAGCUAUAAGUUUGAGCAACGAAGGCUGACCACGACACUCUAUUCGGUGGUUAAGACAAAACUUGGCUCCAUUCGCGGCGUCAAGCGGAACACAAUUUGGGGCGGCAGCUACCUCAGCUUUGAGAAAAUACCCUUUGCCAAACCGCCAGUGGGUGAGCUGCGUUUCCGAGCUCCAGAGCCGGUUGAACCAUGGGAUCACGAACUGGAUUGCACAUCGUCAUGUGAGAAACCGAUGCAGACUCACAUGUUCUUUAGCAAGUUUGCUGGCACCGAGGAUUGCCUGUAUCUAAAUGUUUAUGCCAGGGAUCUGCAACCGGAAAAACUGCGUCCCGUGAUGGUUUGGAUUUACGGCGGUGGCUUCCAGGUUGGAGAGGCCACGCGAGACAUGUACAGUCCGGACUUCUUCAUGUCUAAGGAUGUGGUGCUUGUAACCAUUAAUUAUCGACUGGGUGCCCUAGGCUUUCUCAGUCUAGAUGAUCCCGAGGUCAAUGUUCCUGGCAAUGCGGGGCUUAAAGAUCAACUGCUGGGACUGCGCUGGGUGCAGCAGAACAUCGAAGCUUUUGGCGGUGAUCCCAAUAACGUAACUCUGUUUGGCGAGAGUGCGGGUGGAGCUUCGACUCAUCUGCUCUCACUCAGCCCGCAGUCAGAAGGAUUGAUUCACAAGGCAAUUGCGAUGUCAGGCUCGGCGCUGUGUCCUUGGGCACUUCCACCCCGGAACAAUUGGGCACUUCGCUUGGCCGAGAAGAUGGGCUAUACGGGCUCUCCCAAGGAUAAGGAUAUCUAUAAGUUUCUGCGUGAUGCCAAGGGUGGUGACAUUGUUAAGGCAACGGCCCUGGUACUUAACAAGGACGAGAAACACAAACGCAUAUUGUUUGCAUUUGGUCCCGUCGUCGAACCCUAUAAGACCGAGCACACUUUGAUUGACAGUCAACCAUUUGAGCUAAUGCAGCAAACCUGGAGCAAUCGAGUGCCCAUGAUUAUUGGCGGUACCAGCUUUGAGGGUUUACUCUUUUAUCCAGAGGUGAUGCGACGACCGGCUACGUUGGAUGAGGUGGGCAACUGCAUAGAUGUGCUGCCCCUUGAUUUGGGUGGCAGUCUGGAUCCAAAGUUGAGAGAGAACUAUGCAUUGCAACUGAAGCGCGCUUACUUUGGGGAUGAACCGUGCAACAAGGAAAAUAUGAUGAAAUUCUUGGACCUGGAAUCCUAUCGGGAAUUCUGGCAUCCCGUCUAUCGUACAGCUCUUUCUCGACUAAGACAUGCCAGGGCUCCCACUUAUGUGUAUCGAUUCGACUUCGAUUCCAAGCUUUGCAACGCCAUACGCAUUGUGCUCUGUGGCAAGGAUAUGCGAGGUGCGUGUCAUGGCGAUGAUAUGUGCUACCUGUUUAACAGCAUGCUGUUGCAUCAAUCGGAGGUAGGCUCGCCAGAGUACAAGAUCAUCAAAACCAUGAUCGAUGUCUGGACGAGUUUUGCGGCCAACAGUGAUCCCAAUUGUGAGAGCAUUAAGGAGCUUAAGUUUGCACCCCUUGGGGAUGAGACAGACAUUCAAUGCCUGAAUAUUAGUGAGCCGAUCGAGGUAAAGACAUUGCCCGAGCAGGAGAAGUUGCAGCUCUGGAAUAGCUUCUAUUCCAGGAAUAAACUGUAAGGCGCGGAUAGAUUUGAGCUCUCUCUUUUUUUGGUUUUAUAGCUUUGGCUUGCACUCUUAGGGCCUUCUUUUUCGCAUAUACUCUACUCGUAUGUAAAUAUUUUGUUGUAAAUGUAAAUAUGUUGUUUUAAUAUGUAUUUUAUACUGUUAAAUUCCAGCUUAGUCUUAUUUAUUAUUAUUACCGAGUUGUAUUUUGUGGAAAGUUGUCCACAUGGUUUGGUGUAUCAGCUGCAAAUAUACAUAAACUUUAAACAAGCAAAAUAAAAUAUAUAUUUAAUUU
This is a messenger RNA of Drosophila albomicans, 4503 nucleotides long. RefSeq lists its product as uncharacterized. NCBI's taxonomy places the organism in Eukaryota, Metazoa, Arthropoda, Insecta, Diptera, Drosophilidae. The coding region runs from base 633 to 4223 and encodes 1196 amino acids. The transcript has 10 exons. The record is from RefSeq and is a predicted model, not a curated record.